UUUUUCAUUUCAGCACUCUAACAUGUCUAACUUAAUAAGUUUGUCUCAUGGAAAUUUUAUGAAGCUCAAACACAAUGCUAAGAAUCACAACGCUCAGACAGAGAUGAAAGUUUAGCAAAAUGGAUUCAGACUCUGACCAGCCUUGUAAGAAAAGAUGCACAGAAAGAGAUAAAGUUCAGAGUGAAAGUGCUUCUGAUACAGCAGAUGAGGGCAAAGUUCAAGUGAAAGGUGCUGCCACAUGCGCUAUGGGAACUGACAGCAAUGCAAACAGUAAUACAGAAAAUGAAGAUAGAGGUUCAAGGGCGCAAAGUCUGGAUGGAGAUGAUGAUAUGCAGGGUUGCCGUAACAACUUGCUGGAAGUUGAUGAACAUUCAAGGUCAAGUUCAAGGUCAGGUAGUGAAGAGGCACCAAUGCCAUCUGAUAUACUUGUUGACUGGGUAACGUCACAAAAUAUAUCAUCUUUUACGAAACCCAAUCAACCUUGUCGAGAUGUAGAAAGUAUGCCGAGUUGUUCUCACGACACAAGAUUUAGUCGGAAUAAAAGUCCUGCUAACAUUGUUGUUGAUGAUACAGGAGAGGUAAUCCCUGUUGAGAACUUGAAUUCCUCCUCUUCAGACAGUGAUAGUUCAGAUAAUCAAAUAGACUCUGCCAGAUCAGAUAGGUCUGAAUCAACAUUCAAAAUUCAGCCAAGUCGUCAUACUGAAAUGACCUUAACAUUUGGUGGUACUGGAUCAAGGUCUAACAUGACUCAUACAGUGUUACUAGGAGAUGGUUAUAAUAGUCGUCAGUCUGUUAAAUAUGUAUUUAACUUUAGAAGCAUGUCUGAUUCAGCCACACAGACUGAUUCAUUGACUCGAGAAACAGCAAUCAAUGCCACUGAAGAUCAAAAUGGCUCACCUUAUUUUCUACUCAAGGGAGAUGACUCCUCAAACAGUGGUGAUAUAGAAUUUCAGUCAAGUAUAAACAGACUGCCAAUGAAUAUUUUACUGCAGAUAUUUAAAUCUUUAACAAUGUGUGAACUAUUGUGUCAGGCAAGCUUGGUGUGCAAAACAUGGUAUAACCUGUGUCAUGACCCUGACCUCUGGAGAUCAGUUGAUCUAAGUCAUCAGCACAAAGCAGAUGAUAAUGUGUUGUCACGCUUGACUUCAUACAGUGAUAGAGUAACCAAUAUAAAUCUUGAAGACACGAAAGUUCUUACGAGUCAUGGAAUCAGCCUGGUAUGUGUAAAGUGUAAACAUCUGCAAAAACUGAAGUUAACCAGGUGUUUUUCUGUAGAGAAUGAUGUACUAAUGAUGGUAGGGACUUCAUGUAAGAAUCUACAGUGUUUAUAUCUGGAUGGUUGUUAUAGAAUCAGUGAUCAAUGGACCUGUAGUGUUGGAGAAGGAUGUCAACAGUUAAAGGAAUUGGUCCUGAGUCGCUGUAGUCAGAUGACUGAUGUAGGAAUUAGCAGGAUUGCUGAAAACUGUCAUAACUUAGAAAAUAUUAUACUGGAUCAUUGUAACAAGGUUACAGAUCAAUCAGUGAGAAUGUUGGCAGAAAACUGUCCAGACUUAAAGACAUUGUCAUUAGCUAACUGUAACAUCACAGACACUGGAAUAUGUUCUAUAUAUAGGAUGAAGAAAUUGGAAUACCUUGAUAUUUCUAAUUUGCCUGGUGGUAGUAUCACUGCAGCAAUUGUCUCUCAGCUUACAAGAAAGUGUGAUAAUCUGGAGUGUUUAAACCUUUCAUUGAAUCUGACUAUUGAUGACAGAUGUAUACAGGAAGUGGUCAGAUAUGGGCAGAAGAUAACAAAAUUGUUUUGUGUUAACUGUAGUUUAAGUGAUGAAGGAUUAAUGGGCAUAGCAUCCAAUGGAAGGAAUAUAGAAAAAUUGGAUUUGGGCUGGUGUAAGGACAUUACUGACCGUGGAAUAUGGGCGGUCACUGAAAAUUGUCCAGCUCUAAAAUAUCUAGGACUUAUUAGAUGUGAUUCAGUGUCAGAGAAAGGAGUUGAAGCCAUGGUUGACAAAUACCCUCACAUUCAGUUCUCAACUUUCUUUAUGGAGUCGAGAAAAUUGAUCCAGAAAGCUAUCGCUAAUGGUUUUAAGUUUAUGGCAGAGACAGAGCAGAAUAAAUAAUUUAUAUAAAAAUUUCUUAAUGAAGUGCCGAAAAUUUGCUAUAAGGAUGUGUGUACUUGAAUAAUUUAAAUUGUACAGAUGCCAGCUUAUGGGAACUUACUAGGGAUGUCAACGAGUACUAGAGUACUCGAGUAUCACUCGGUAGUACCGAGUAUCGAUUACCUAAAUGAUACUCGACUAAUCGGUUUCCUGUAAGAAUGUUGUUGCUUUCUUGCUUUCUUAAGCUAAAACAAAAAAAAAAUUUUUGAGAGCGCCUCCCGGAAAAUUAAAUAUUAAUCAAAAUUAAUAAAACUUAAAAUUCGAUUCGAAUGUUUGUGUUUAAAUGUCAUUUAAAAUUCCUCCAAAGAGAGGUAGGAUAUAUGAACAAGAGCAUGUUUCCAAGGCUUACACCUUUGGCUGACCUUAAUUAUUCCUCAUCUUCUCUACCGUAAAAGUAUAUAUUUUCUUCAGCAAGACUGUUAGUUACCUAACAAAGAUGAGAAAUAGCCUCGUCCCAGAAAAAGUAAACAAGAUGAUAUUUUUCAAUAAGAACAAAUUCGUUGCACCCUGUGUUGACCCUCAGAAAAGGAUUAAGUUCUAAUCAUCACCCCUUUGAUCAUUAAAUGUGUUUUUUACGGUCACUGUUGUUUGAGUAAUCAUUUUUCUAUAGAUAUUUAUUAAUUACUUGAUUAGAUUAUUGUCAGCUUACAUAAUCAGUUCAUGUAGUAAAUGAACUAUUAAUUAUGAUAUAAAAUUCCUUGGAUUAUUAUCUAGUCCUAAGUAAUAAUGUUGAGGGUUUAACGUUUAUAAUGCAAUGACCCACAAUUCAUAAAAUGGAUAUAAUUUUGUGUUUCCAUUUUGUAUAUAUAAAAUGCUUGACCGAGCGAGUACUCGAGUAUCGCUCGGUAAAUCCUACGAGUACUCGAUUAGUUUAUCUUCACUGAGUUGACAUCCCUAGAACUUACCCAAGUUUUUUGCAAAUUGAACCCUGAAAUCAUAUUAUUUAUGGUCAGCUUUGUGAAUGUGAAUAAAAGGUGGAGUAUAAGGCAAUGAGACAGCAAAGAAACAACACAAAUAAGUAAAAGCCAUGUAGAGGUCAAAAUAAGGUCGUCAACAUGUAAGGAGGGUCUGUUCAACAUGUCAAGCUCUAGUUUGCAAAAAUUGAAAAAAAAUGAAAAGUUGUCAAUGCAUUCAAUCAUAAUAUUAAUGAUUAACCAUCUACACAAAAAUUCCUUAAAGGACAAAGAUAUACAUUCAAGUAUACUGAAAUUUCUGUGUGCAUUUAUAUUAAAGCCAUUGCUGAACAAAGUAUAGACAUUUUAUGUGAGAUCAAUUAUUAAGAUUUCAGGACAUGCUUCAUGCAAAUAAUGCUAUCAAAAUUUGAAAUGCAAGUUUUUAUUUUUUGCAUAAAGUUUUUUUUGUUGUUGCAAUAAUAAAAGAUCACAAAUGUU
Molecule: messenger RNA, 3544 nt
Organism: Mytilus californianus (California mussel)
Lineage: Eukaryota; Metazoa; Mollusca; Bivalvia; Mytilida; Mytilidae
Product: F-box/LRR-repeat protein 17-like
Exons: 8
Coding region: 120-2114 (664 amino acids)
Biological process (GO): SCF-dependent proteasomal ubiquitin-dependent protein catabolic process
Cellular component (GO): SCF ubiquitin ligase complex
Molecular function (GO): protein binding
Source: RefSeq, a predicted model, not a curated record